Panicum virgatum (switchgrass) is the source of this 3048-nucleotide messenger RNA. RefSeq names its product putative pentatricopeptide repeat-containing protein At3g13770, mitochondrial. The transcript is spliced from 4 exons. Gene Ontology annotation, biological process: RNA modification. Gene Ontology annotation, molecular function: RNA binding; protein binding; zinc ion binding. The coding region runs from base 116 to 1942 and encodes 608 amino acids. The record is from RefSeq and is a predicted model, not a curated record. NCBI's taxonomy places the organism in Eukaryota, Viridiplantae, Streptophyta, Magnoliopsida, Poales, Poaceae.
GCCUCCUCUCGUCUCGACAACGGCGGCGGCGGCGGCGGCGGCGCGCGCGCGCGUUGCUCGGUGAAAUGCCCGCGCGAGCCCGGAGCUCUUGGAUACGACGCCACGCUCGCUCCCCAUGCUUGCCGCGCGAGGCCUCCGUCGUCUUACGGCGGCGAUAUCCCUCGCGCGUCGCUCUGCCUCGGCAGUGGCGGCGCUCCCGGCGGCCGGCGCCGCGCGGUUCCCCGACUACGACGCCGCCGUCACGGAGUGCAUCGAGAGGCGGGCGCUCCGGGUGGGGCGGCAGGUGCACGCGCGCAUGGUGGCGGCGGGGUACCGCCCGGCGCUGUACCUGGCGACGCGGCUGGUGAUCAUGUACGCGAGGUGCGGCGCGCUGGGGGACGCGCGCAACGUGCUCGACGGGAUGCCCGAGCGAAACGUGGUUUCGUGGACGGCCAUGAUCUCGGGGUAUUCUCAGAAUGAACGGCCUGCAGAGGCCUUGGAGCUGUUCAUCACAAUGCUCAGAGCUGGAUGCGAGCCUAAUGAAUUCACUUUAGCAUCAGUCCUUGCAUCAUGUACUGGUUCUCAAGGCAUACAUCAGGUCAAGCAAAUCCAUGCUUUUGCCGUCAAAACAAAUUUUGAGUUACACAUGUUUGUAGGGAGUGCCCUUCUUGACAUGUAUGCCAAGUCAGAGAAUGUCCAAGAAGCUCAGAGGGUGUUUGAUAUGCUUCCAGCAAGGGAUGUUGUUUCCUAUACCGCCAUUAUAUGUGGCUACACCCAUCUGGGCCUUGAUGAGGAAGCCUUGGGCUUGUUCAGGCAGUUGUACAAUGAGGGGAUGCAAUGCAAUCAAGUUACCUUCACAACCCUUCUCAAUGCACUGUCUGGCCUUGCUUCCCUCGAUUAUGGCAAGCAGAUUCAUGGGCUAAUACUUCGUAAAGAGUUACCAUUUUUCAUGGCUUUGCAGAAUUCUUUGAUUGAUAUGUACUCCAAAUGUGGCAAGCUUUUAUACUCACGAAGGGUAUUUGACAACAUGCCAGAGAGAUCAGUCGUCAGCUGGAAUGCGAUACUUAUGGGAUAUGGAAGGCAUGGCUUAGCGCAUGAAGUUGCUCGGCUUUUUAGAUCUAUGCCUGAAGAAGUAAAUCCUGACAGUGUUACUCUGUUGGCUGUUUUGUCUGGCUAUAGUCAUGGUGGGCUUGUUGAUGAGGGCCUUGAUAUGUUUGAUCUUAUAGUCAAAGAACAGAGCACACUCCUCAAUAUUGAACAUUAUGGGUGUGUUAUUGAUCUUCUUGGACGUUCUGGACGACUUCAAAAGGCACUAAAUUUGAUACAAAAGAUGCCAUUUGAACCAACUCGAGCAAUUUGGGGUUCAUUGCUUGGUGCGUGUAGAGUUCAUGUUAAUAUUCCUGUUGGUGAGCUUGUCGCUCGGAAGCUUCUUGACAUUGAACCGGAAAAUGCUGGCAACUACGUGAUCCUUUCUAAUAUUUAUGCUGCUGCUGGGAUGUGGAAAGAUGUUUUCAGGGUGAGGAAGUUAAUGUCGAAGAAUACUGUGAUAAAGGAACCAGGGCGGAGCUGGAUGAUUCUUGACAAGGUUAUUCAUACCUUCCACUCUAGUGAGCGUUUCCACCCCAGGAAAGAAGAUAUAAAUGCUAAGGUUAAGGAGAUAUACAUUGAUAUUAAAGCAGCUGGUUUUGUUCCUGACCUGAGCUGUGUACUUCAUGAUGUUGAUGAUGAGCAGAAAGAACGCAUGCUUCUGGGCCACAGUGAGAAGCUAGCCAUAACGUUUGGAUUGAUGAGUACUCCUUCAGGCUUGCCCAUCCAGGUUAUGAAGAAUCUUCGCAUCUGUGUUGACUGCCACAAUUUUGCAAAGGUUGUUUCGAAAGUUUAUGGAAGAGAUAUAUCCCUCAGAGACAGAAAUCGCUUUCAUCUAAUUACAGAAGGAGCUUGCACUUGUGGAGAUUACUGGUGAAAGUGCUAUACUGUCAAAUUGUUUUGCUGAUAGGAGAGCUAUCCAUGUGAUAAUACUGCAGAUGAUAUGCAAUGGUCCACUGAACACACUGAGAGGAACUAAUGGAACAUAUCAAUAUCAUGUGCUCCACCUUCUGAUUUCAGAUUACUGUAGUUCAGAAAGGAUUUUUUGCAAAGAAUGUAAUUCUACUUGGCUCUCUUGUCUGUUUAAUCUACAUUUAUGAUCUCAACUCCACGGGCUAUAUUGCAAAUGCCAGAUAAUACACAUGCAGCAUAUGAUGUAAGUUGUUAAGGCACCUUGGCACUUUCUCUCAGGCACCACUGCUCAGAGUCGAGGAAUGGAUGAGCCAAAAGCUUGAGGCCGAGGGGGGUGGCUUGCCAAUGUCAAAGACAACAUUGGCAAAUUGUGGGUGGAAGGGCAUCUGAUAUAUGCGCCAUGAUUGAACUGAGCUGAGAGAAAAAGGAGAAACCAAGAAAGCUAGGGUUACAUGGAGUCAAAAACAUUCCAUUGGAUCAAGCUUGCAUGUGCUCCUUCCUCCUUGUAUCCUUGUGAAAUGAGGCUCUUCAGUGGACUAGUGGAGAACUGCAACUGUCACAGUAAAGCAGAAUUUCAAUUAGAGAACUGCAGCAGUCACAGUAAAGUGUCAAUUCGACUAUAGAAAAGUGCAGUUGUUUGCAGUAAAGUAGCAAUGCAGUCAUUUCAACUGGUAAGAUUUCGCUCUGCAUUUCUGAGGAGGUAAUUUUAGACUAUCUUCAGAUUCAGAGCACUACAAUUUCUAGAGUGAUCUCUACCUGUUUCAAGAGUAUCUUCAGACACAAUUCACCAUGCUUAUUCCCUACCAAAUCCUUAUCACCAUGUUCACUGCUGCAAUAUAAUGGCAAAUGACGCUCUGUCAACUCAGAUCACAUAGAACCUAUUAACUUACUACAGCUGAAGCUGUUAUGCAUUCAGCUAGCUAAUCAGAUAUCUUGGUCCCUGUAGUCUGUCCUUUCAUAAAGCUGCAGUAACAACAGAUCCUGAUAAACUUGGAUUGUUGGCAAUAGCUAUACGAGGAAGGCUUUCGUCGUCCUUUUUUGCAUAUAAUGGGUCCCUGUUAUCUGUAUUUA